Apis cerana (Asiatic honeybee) is the source of this 1939-nucleotide messenger RNA. Its product is annotated as E3 ubiquitin-protein ligase TM129. Gene Ontology annotation, biological process: protein ubiquitination. Gene Ontology annotation, cellular component: endoplasmic reticulum; membrane. The record is from RefSeq and is a predicted model, not a curated record. Gene Ontology annotation, molecular function: ubiquitin protein ligase activity. Lineage: Eukaryota; Metazoa; Arthropoda; Insecta; Hymenoptera; Apidae.
UAUUUAAAGAUAACUUACGAAUUGUCAUAAACUAUCGACUAUAUAUUUGUAUAUAAAAUAUAGAACUAAUUAUAGGCUGAUUUUCACGUAUUAAUUUUAAAAAUAUUAUUUUUAUUUUACUUCAUAAAAAAUAAUUUUAAAGAAAUAAUUUUGUUGAAAAAUUAUAUUAUAGGGAAAAAAUGAAAAAUAUUUUAAUAUUUUUUAUAUUAUAAAAAAUAUUUAUAAAAAUUAAAAUUAUUUUAGAAAAUAACAAUUUUCAUAAGAAUCCAUCAUAAUAAUUGUAUCUAACCUAUUAUUUCACUUUAAAUAUUGUUCAUAAAAUAAGGUAUUUAAUCAUUAAUUAUUAAAUAUAUUUAUGUAAAAGUCUCUCAACAAUUAGAUAAAAAGCUAAAAAUAUAUAAUUGGAAAAAAUAUUUUUGUGAAAAAUGUCUGCUUUCUUUUUUUAUACUUUGUUUUAUAUUUUAAUGUCAGGAUGUAUCAUAUAUCCACCUACAGAAUUUGUAUCAGCCGGUUUAACCAUAAAAGAUAUAUUUUCAAAUUGGUUAGGUAGUGAAAAUGAAUUUUUUGUACAAUAUCAUAUAAAAAGAAGUAUUAUUACAUUAUUUAUACAUUCUAUGCUCCCAUUUGGUUAUGCUUUUGGUUUAGUUUUAUUUGGACAUGUAGAUAUUGUCAGUGCAUUAUUAGAUCAUGUCAAUUUAUGGUCAAUAUUUGUUACUUGCUCUAUAUUGAUGCCUUUAUAUACUUUAUAUAAAAUCUUAAUAUGGUCAAUAAAUAAUUGGAGUAAACAUCCAAUAGCACAAAAUCUUGCAAUUUAUUGUAACAACAAUAAUAAUAACAGAAUGUCAUGGACUACGGUAGCUUCUGAUAUUAAUGUAGAAUAUCAAAGAAUAGAUAAAACAAUAAUUACUACAAAUAGCAUAACAUCCAUAAUAGCUACUGAUAAUUGGAUAAUUAAAGUUUUACCUUAUAAAAUAAUGGUUGCUCAUCAAAAUGAUACAGCUUUAAUAGUUAAUAAAAGUGAUACUCAUGAAAUGUCACCUUUGACAAGAGGAGAAGUUCAGUUUAUUAAUAUUGAAGUAAAACCUACUAGACCAGGAUCACAACCUUUUGAUAUAAGAUUGAAUGUAUUUGACUUUAAAAAUCUUCAAGAUAAAGUAUCUCGUCCUAUUAUCAUAUUACAGAAUAUUACAUUUCAUAAAACUUUACUUGAUAAAUUUAUUGAUAAUUUUAAAGAACAAGUACAAGAAAAUCCAUAUUAUGAAUAUACAGAGGAAUUAGGUCAAUGUAUAGGAUGUAUGCAAGCUUUGUCAAAUAUAAAAUUGAAUAAACAAUGUAGUAUAGGAAUAGGAAGUGGAAAUCUUGAAGAUUGUAUGGUAUGUUAUUGUCGUCCAAUGUGGUGUAUAGACUGUAUGGCAAAAUGGUUUGCAUCAAGACAAGAUGAAAAUGCACCUGAAACAUGGUUAUCUUCUAAAUGUACCUGUCCAGUAUGCAGAGCAAAAUUUUGUAUUUUAGAUGUAUGUCUUAUACAAUCUACUUAAAUGUAAAAAAUAAUAUCCUAAUGGAAUUAUAUCUCUUAUUUUAAUUACAAAACUAUAUUCUAUCUAAUAGAAACAAUACAUAAUAAUAAUAAUAAUAUACAAAAAUAAUUUUUAAUAUUAUUUAUUAUGUUUUGUUAAUUAGAAGUAAAUGAAAAUGUAAUGAAAUGUAUUUUUUAUAGAGUAAUGUGAUAUAUUCAUGCCUAAAUUUCUAGAUAAAGAUAGUUUAAAUAUUAGUACUAUAUAAAAAAAUAAAGAACAAUAUUUUUAUUUUAUUAAGAUUUAUAUUUAAGAUUAUAAUUAUAUAUAUAUAUAUAAAGAUCUUACAUAAAAUAUUAAACUAACAAAUAAAUUAUAUGUUUUUAAAUAUUUUAAUAAAAUACAAAACUAAUGACAAUAUAAAA